This is a messenger RNA of Gekko japonicus, 1388 nucleotides long. RefSeq names its product tight junction protein ZO-3-like. The annotation marks the transcript as partial. The transcript has 8 exons. The record is from RefSeq and is a predicted model, not a curated record. Gene Ontology annotation, cellular component: plasma membrane; bicellular tight junction. Gene Ontology annotation, biological process: cell-cell junction organization; positive regulation of blood-brain barrier permeability; cell-cell adhesion. Gene Ontology annotation, molecular function: cell adhesion molecule binding. Lineage: Eukaryota; Metazoa; Chordata; Lepidosauria; Squamata; Gekkonidae.
AUGCUAGCUGCAGAGACUCGCCCGAAGGCAGACUUCAUCGCCUGCCCAGUCUCCCCGAGUUCCCCUGGCUCUCCAGGGCCGGCGGCAGGCCCAGAACAGAAAGGGUUAAGGCAGGAGGCGGCGGCCGCCCGGGAGAGGCAGGUGCUUCUGCGGCAUACCUGGGCCAAAGGGCUCACACCUGCGCGCGCGCUCACCUGGCGGAGGCGCAGGGGAAAGUUUGCUCCGAGCUCUCCGGCGCUCCUCCGGACCGGCGCCCCGCAGUCUGCUCAGGCCGUCCACGUAGAGCCCCUUGGAACAGCUGCGUCAGCUGUGCAGGAUCCCAGAAAGGGCUUCGGCAUUGCUAUCUCAGGCGGCCGCGACCGUCCCAGCAACUUUGAUGGAGACACCUCAAUUAUUAUCUCCGACGUCGUGCCAGGGGGACCGGCCGAUGGUCGACUCCUGAACCGUGACAAGAUCGCCAUGGUGAACGGCCUCUCCAUGGAGAAUGUAUCGUCGUCUUUCGCCAUACAGACCUUGAAAAGCUGCGGCAAAGUGGCCAAUAUUACAGUGAAAAGACCCCGGAAAAUCCAUCUCCCGGUCACCAGCCAGCCCAAGAGCCUACCGGCAUCUGCUUCACGACCAGCCAAUGCCGGACGCUACGACUCCGACGAGGAGUACGCCUAUCAGGCCGACAAGUCCUUGCCGCCUGGCACCAGCAGACAUCCCAGCUACGGCCUGCGCCAGGCCGAGGCCGAUCACAACCGAGGCUACGAGGGUGACUCCUCCAGUGAGCGGAGCUCUGGCCGCUACCGUGACGAAGGCGAUUCUCCCCGCAGGCAGCCAAUCCGGAGCAGGAGGCGAAGCCACGACGGGAGCCACCGGAGGCGGAGUCAAGACAGUGAUUCCGAUCGGCAGCCGUUCACCAACGGCUACAGCAACCAAGGCAGUGCGAGUGGGCUGGCUUUGGUGUCUGGGUUCAAGAGGCUGCCAAAGCAAGAUGCUCCCAUGAAACCUGUCCGGUCGACCCUGGUGAAGAGCAAAGAGAAUGAAGAAUACGGCUUAAAGCUAGGGAGCCAGAUUUUCAUCAAACACAUCACGGACACGGGAUUGGCAGCAAAGGAUGCCUCGCUGCAAGAAGGAGACCUCAUCCUUAAGAUCAAUGGUGUGGCCAGCGAGAACAUGUCUCUGGAGGAGACGCGGCAGCUGAUUGAGAAGUCGGAGGGGAGGCUGACCUUGCAUGUCUUGCGGGAUAACAGUCAGUUCCUGGUCAACAUCCCUGAAGUGAGAGACAGUGACAGCGAAAGCUCCCGGCUGGAUGACAUCUCCGAUCUGGACUCAGACCACUCAAUGCCUCCCCCAGUGGGGCGUGCCCCGCCUCCUCCUGGUUCUCCGCAGAGGAAUUCUUUCCC